AGCUAUCAUUCUCCUCCCUGUAGGAGGUGCUAGUCGGUGUGGGAGGAGGAGACGGAAGUGUCAGCGGACAUGUGAAGACCUAGAGGCCGGGGAGAUGAUUGGUAGAUCGGUGUGUGCCGGGGUCCGGGCUGUACUCCGGGGGUCAUCUCUAUCAUCCAUCACCAUGAACCGGGCACUGAGCGCCGACCACCGAGGUAAUCUUUUAAGGAACAAAACAAAAAGCACGAUCUGUGUAGAGGGGAACAUAGCAAGUGGGAAAACCAGCUGUCUCCAGUACUUCUCCAACACUGAAAACCUCGAGGUGUUAACUGAGCCUCUGGCUAAAUGGAGAAAUGUUCAUGGUCAUAAUCCACUGGCCUUAAUGUACCAGGACCCGUCAAGAUGGGGGCUUACGUUGCAGACCUACGUGCAGCUCACUAUGCUGGAUGUCCACACAAGGCCAACAGAGGCUCCCGUUAAAAUGUUGGAGAGAUCCAUUCACAGCGCAAAGUACAUCUUUGUAGAAAACCUGUACAAAAGCGGGAAGAUGCCUGAAGUGGAUUAUGUGGUUUUAUCGGAGUGGUUUAGCUGGAUCAUAAAGAACAUCGACCUCUCUGUAGACCUCAUAGUGUAUCUGCGGACGUCUCCAGAAACCUGCUAUGAAAGGUUAAAAAUGAGGCGCAGAGAAGAGGAGCGGGUGAUACCGCUGGAAUAUCUGUACACCAUUCACAGUCUUUAUGAAGAGUGGCUCAUUAAGCAGACCUCGUUUCCUGUGCCAGCUCAGGUCCUGGUGAUCGAUGCGGACAAGAACAUGGAAGAGAUGACUCGGCACUAUGAAGAGAACCGCGGCAAAAUCCUCUUUGCUUGACACAAGAACAUUAUUUCCUACAACAUUCCAAAGAGCAAAAGUGACAUCCUAACAAAAGUACAUUUUGCUGCUCUGUGUUGGUGCACCAAACCAAUGUUUCUGAGCAUGCAGCCUGUGCCAUCACAAGGCAUUCAUAGGCUGUAAAGUUUUAAUUUCACAAGACGGUUGGUAUAUACAAAAAAACGUUGGAUCAGCAUGUAGGGGCCAAGCAUUUAGAUCAGGGGUCUCAAACUAGCGGCCCGCCAGCUGUUGCGAAACUACAAGUCUCAUGAUGCAUUGCAAGGCUGACGGUUACAAGCAUGACUCAAAAAGGCAUGAUGGGACUUGUAGUUCCACAACAGCUGGAGGGCCACCCAUUUGAGACUUUGAUUUAGAGACAGACUUGCUUUCAGUGGACCAAUUUGUAUAUAGAAUCUGAAUCUCUAUGAUGAUACCAGACAAUCAAAAAUCUGUCGUGUAACAAAAGCAAUGGAUAACUUGAAGCUCUGGGCCCAUUCCCACCCCUCCAGUGCAUUUGUGGCAUGCUGUAUCCUUUAUCUUCAAUAGCACUCCAAACGCACAAAUCCAACAGACGCCCAAUGCACAUGCAUUGCAGCACAUCACAAUAUCGCACUUCUGUGCGUUGCAUUUUGUUGGACAGAACACUGGAUGUCUUUAUUUUUUAUUUCAUCCGUCAUGGUGCAUUGGUAACCCAUUAAUUUGAAUGGGGUGUCUUAAAGUCAGUGCACAGUGUGAAUGGGCCCUACAGACUCUGCUAAUGGAAGCUGUUACUUUCCUUUUGCGUAAAGUAAACAAAAACACAAAAAAAAAGUGUUUUUAGUUUUGACCCCCUGAGAUCAGGCAGGACAAAGCCACAGUGGGGGCAUUAAAGAGGAAUUCAACCUCAAAACUGGUUAAAAAAAAAAAAAAA
This is a messenger RNA of Rana temporaria (common frog), 1757 nucleotides long. It is a transcript of the gene TK2, whose product is annotated as thymidine kinase 2. Bases 95 to 847 code for a protein of 250 amino acids. Gene Ontology annotation, molecular function: ATP binding; deoxynucleoside kinase activity. The transcript is spliced from 10 exons. Gene Ontology annotation, biological process: nucleobase-containing compound metabolic process. Lineage: Eukaryota; Metazoa; Chordata; Amphibia; Anura; Ranidae. The record is from RefSeq and is a predicted model, not a curated record. Gene Ontology annotation, cellular component: cytoplasm; mitochondrion.